GUUCAAGACUGCUCCUUGCUGGCAAGCUCUUGACCGGCGGACGCACAGCCCUCCCCGAGACGUCUAGCUGGUGUUGUCUGGACGGACAAGGGUGUUGUGCCAGGCUGCGCCCCUGCGCGUUCCAAAAGAGGCAGCGCGUACUACCAGUCAACCUUCAACAUCUGGUUGAAAUUGAAAUUUGAGACCUCGACGGAAACAGAAAUGGGAAAUGAUACGCGUGUUGCGGCGGUGGGCUGGUGGAUGGAAAUGUUCGUACAACUUCGUGUUGAGAGGAAGGAAAAGAACAUCGAAGAAAACGUGCUCUGAGGUGGGUUGUUGCAGGACGCUUGGUGGAGAUUGUGGCUUUUCCAAAUUGGGUUCCUGGUUUAGUCGGAGAACUCUUCGGGACUGUGGACAGAAAGUCAGCUCUCAAUCUCUCAAACAUUUCGAUAUGGCUGCUCACAAAGCGGCGCCACCACCAUCUCGUGUUUGUGCGCCGGCGUCAGGGUUUUUUGGACUCAUAUUGUUUUCCGGCGUCUUGAGGUAUGGGGGCGGCUUCGUUGGGCUAAGCUACGAAGGAUUGAAGCUCUCAGUUAUCAGGCAGAGAAGAUGAUGUCUGAGGCCGAAUGAUGGAAGGUAAAAUGGAAUUCACGGCGGUAGUUUGGUAACAAUGCUUUUAAAGCUGGAACUUAGGGACUUUGGGUACUGCAGAUGUAUUCUUUA
Molecule: messenger RNA, 702 nt
Organism: Lindgomyces ingoldianus
Lineage: Eukaryota; Fungi; Ascomycota; Dothideomycetes; Pleosporales; Lindgomycetaceae
Exons: 1
Coding region: 431-592 (53 amino acids)
Source: RefSeq, a predicted model, not a curated record